UAGAGCCAGCAGCAGCAACGGCAGGUUUUGUGCUGCCUGCAGACGAGAGAGUUGCUCUCUACUGUGUGGAAGCAUUCAGCGGACAUUGUGAGGCUUGUGAAUAGCUCAUACAAGCAACCCUUGGCGGUGCAGUCUUAACUUGAGAGCGAGAGAGAUAGAGAGAGGGAGGGAACGUGUUAAGGACAAGUAGUGCUGAAGAGGACAAGUCACAUGUGUUACUUAGUGUUACCGUGAUAGGGCUGCAGCUUUCGUGCGGCCAGUCGUCGGCUUCUUGCCGUACUUGUUGCGUGUGUGGUGGUGGUGGUGGUGGUGACAGCGCCUUGUUUUGUGGCAGUGUUGUUGUAUAGGCGGCCAAGCUGUACGCACACAGGGAAGAAGAUAUGCUCACGAUGGAGACGGACUUGAAGGGGGGCAGUCUGCAUGCUAACAUGCCGCCCCAUCACCCGAGUGGGCUGCAUGGGCACCCGGUGUCCACGUACGGCGCCUUGGGUUCCAUCGUGCACAGUUCGGCGCUGUCGGGCAACGUGGCGUCGGUGGGCAGCGUCAUGAGUAGCGUCAUGAACCUGGGACAGCCGCCCCCUCAGCAGUUGCACCAGCCGCCCCAGUUAGCACAGCAGCAACAGCAACAUCACCCACAGCACCCUUUAGCCCACCCCCAACACACGCACCCCCAGCAACAGCAGUCCCAACAACACGGUCAGCACCCACAUACUCAUCAGCAACAACAGCAACAUGGUCAGGGGGGCGGUGCGGGGGCGGGCGGUGGCGGCCAGCAGCCAGGUGGUAUGGCGACGCACCAUCACCCGGGCCAGCACCCGCACGGGCCGGCAAACAACAACAGUAACAGCAAGAACCAAAACGUGGACCGCGUUAAGCGACCCAUGAACGCCUUCAUGGUGUGGUCUCGGGGACAGAGACGCAAGAUGGCGCAGGAGAACCCUAAGAUGCACAAUUCCGAGAUCUCGAAACGUUUGGGGGCCGAGUGGAAGCUACUGAGUGAGACGGAGAAGAGACCAUUCAUUGAUGAGGCGAAGAGGCUGCGAGCAGUGCACAUGAAGGAACACCCCGACUACAAGUACCGGCCUCGCCGCAAGACGAAGACGCUGCUGAAGAAGGACAAAUACCCACUUGGCACGGCCUCUCUGUUACCAGGGUCGGACGCCUCGAGGUCUGCCGCCACAGCCGCCGCUGCCGUGCAGCAGGUUGUGGGGCGGGACAUGUACCAGAUGCCAAACGGUUACAUGCCAAACGGAUAUAUGAUGCAACAUCACGACCCUUCGGCAUACCAGCAGCACCACUCGGCCUACGGCAGCCACAUGGCGGCGGCAGCGGGCGGGUACCCUCGCUACGACAUGGGCCAGAUGCACCCCAACUCCUACAUGAACGGCUCCUCAUAUGGCAUGUAUUCGACCGGGGGCGCUGGGUCACCCUACCAGUCAGCGACAAUGCAGCCAGGCUCUCACAGUCCCAGCGGCAGCAGCAUCAAGUCGGAACCCGUCUCCCCGUCCUCCGGAGGACUCCAUACACCAACUCCAGGGGCAGGGGCGCCUGGAGGCGGCAUCUCCGUCAAGCGUGAGUACGUGGGUGGGAAUUCGGGUGGUGCGUCUUCGCAGGGUGACUUGCGUCAAAUGAUCUCCAUGUACCUGCCGACGGAUCCGUCCGCGGACCACCACCAGCAGGUCCGGCUCCAACAGAUGCAAUACCACCAACACACAGGGUCACCGGACCCCAUGGGUGGAGGUCCGGGUACAAUGCCCCUCACGCACAUGUAGGUUCCCGCAGAAGCAGCAGGGUACAGAUACUUUGAUGACGAACAGGUGCUGAGACACUUCUCGUAUCCGUUGCCGUGAACUGUAUGACCAAGAUUCGCGUUUUCUUCUUUCACUGACUCUAGAAACAAAAGGACGAGCUGCAAAAAGCUAAUUCGGUCUGUGGAAGAGAUUAAUUCUGGGACGAGUUACGUGUUUUCCACUGUCUAGGCCUAACAAGCGGGGGUGGUCAAUUCCGAGUGUGCCAAAUAUUUUAAGUUCACCGCCACCGAGUGUAAGGAACUGACGUUUAGGUAGGGACUAUGUUUACUACAUUGCGGACGAAAUGAGUAAUGAAUUUUAUUCGUGAACCUGUUUUACUUCCUUUUAUUAUUACUGUUUUCUUGCCUUGGGACUAUUACGCAUGUGAGAAGACGUGUUGCCCUGCUGCUGCUAACUCGUGUGUGACUUGCUAUCGUUACCUGUGUGGUCGCCCUCUCUUCAUGCUCAAAGGCAUCCUUCACUGGGUUAUUAGAAACCAAACUGUACUACAGGUUAAAUGUAUUAUAAUUAUGUUUAUUUUACUUUUAAUUUACAUUUAUUCUCAUGGUAGCUUUGUUUGUGUUACCAACAUUAAGAUCUGUAAGAUAUUUCUGGAACAAAAUAUCGCGUUCGCAAUUGUGACCAUUCGACACACAAUAUUUCAUUAUGGAUUAUUUAUGUAAUUCCGUGAGAUAUAUAUCUUUUUUUCAUUUUAUAGGCAUUUUAGUUUAAAUUUUGUUCAGUGACAGAUCGGUAAUGUGUUUAAGAAACAUAUUAUACUGCUACACUUACGAUCAUAUUUUAUGUGACACUAAUUUAAUAGAUUAAACGAAUUCAUUACCAGAAUGCCAUACCAGGCAGCUAAUUUUCCUGCUUGAAAAGCGGAAUAAUUUUCAUAAACCGAUUGGAUAAAUAACCUAAGCUGUUCAUGCACUUGUUGCGUGCUUGCUUCCCAUUUACUUUCAAUGACAACAGCAAAUAUGAUUCACAUCAGUGACCAGUCCCUUCAUGCGCUGCUUAAUUUCUAUCGAAUCUCAUCAACGUGGACGUUGAAUGGAUAUCUAAAUCAAUUUCCAUAACUCAUUACAUUAUUGAAAAGCUAGAUUAGUUUCAUUGAAAUUGUGAUAUAAGUUUUAAGAAGUCAAAACCAGGAAUCGCUCUGGUUAUUCGACCUCACCAAUCACAGGAGCUGAUAAUUGUUUGAUAUUAACUGAACACGUGUGCCGAUAUACUUAUAUAUAAGUUUCGUUGAAGUUCGGGGACUUCGCUUUAUCUCUCCGUGAGCGUUUUCGAGUUAUUGUGUAUAUUUAAUAUUCUUAUUAAUGUAGAUCUUAUUUUUGCAUGGUGGUACUUAUAGAUCGAUAUCACCUAUCGAAUAUCCGGCAGUUUUUUCAGUACUUAGAAUACAAUCCACUUCCAGGAUAUGUUGCAUUUUAUUGCUAAAAUUAUCUCUCCAAAUUAGUUACGCGAAAUUAUUUAUGUUGUGUACGUAAUAAUUAUUAUUUUCGACUCACAAGACAAAGCCGCUAUUCGAUAUCCAUAUUUACUUACAAAUUUUUGGAUGAUUGAUGUAUCCAAUACGGGCAAAUCACUUCUCGUUACGUGUGAAGAUAUCUUAGAAGCAAGAUUGAUUUAUUAAAAUAUAGAACUGAGAGAAUUAGAUAGGAUUAUAUGUUAGGAAAAUUGUGCGCUUGAAAUCAAACAAAGGGCAUGCAAAGAAGUCACACAUUGAAACUGUUCAUGAUUGAGCGAAGCAAAACGGUAAUAAGGCGGGUUUUCCGCAUGCUUCAUACGCAUAAAACAAGUUGGCAUAAUUAUCAUCGAAGCAUAACUCAGGAUACAGUCGCAUGCGCAUCUGUCAUUUGAAAGGAAGUUUCUGUACGAUUCAUUUUGCAUUUCCUCCUUUUUUAAAGCUGAGGUCGUGGUUGAAUAUUGUAGCAACAUUUCAUAGUCCCAUCUCUAGCUGUUUCGCUUGUUCGCGCUUCGACCAAGUGUACAACACUUCUGUCCUAUGAGAGGUUUCAAAGAAACUUGCAUAAGUACAGUAAGGUGAGGGAGGCAGGACACCUUUCGUUAUAUUCCCUGUUGACGCAAGACGUAUCAAGGUCCUAGCCUAAAUUAUUUACCGUAAUACAGGAAGUGUGCUGUGUAAUGAGCGGUUCUUUUUGCGGACAUGUUACAUACGUCAGGAGCAAAAAAUGUUGGCCUAUAAAUAUUUUAAAAUUGUUGUACGUGUUAAUUUUCGUGUGGACGCUAAUUUCUUCAGCUAUUUAAAGCAUAAAUCUAUCGUAAUUCAAAUUGCUGCAUUUUUAUUGCGCAUGACAAUCGCUUUCCUUUGACAUUUUUAAUAAUAUCAGCCUAUUUUAAUAUAUCUACGAUAAAUCAUUUCCUAUGUUAUUUAUAGGCGUAAACUUCGAAAUAACAUUUUAUAGGUUUUGAGUUCUCUCUCCACCCACACUAAAACUAGUUUUUUCAAAUCGGAAUACGAAAAGGAACACAACAUUUGUAUCUGUGCCAGUGUUUCUUUUAAAUGAUUUGUUUCACCUGAAUUAAAUGAUCGUCAGUGUAGUAAGUAUGACACGAAAUUAAUAAGAACUCUAAUACUGAAGUUAUCAGUUUUUGUUCCUUUGAAUUGAUAUACAUAUUUGAGAGUAAAAUAUUGUGUUUCAAAUUCUAGAAUGAAAUUUGGUAAAUAUUUCGGAAUCAUUCCAUACUUGUCUCUUUACGAAUAAUGUCAAUUUAAGAUAUUUUAUCCAGCUUUGUACAAAAGAAACCUCCUAACAAUUAUAAUUUUUUAUUGUUUUAAAUGUACAGUGAGUGUCAUAUAGUCAGUGGCUGAACAUUGUGAAAACGUUUACAAUUACCAUAGUCUUCAUCGGACAUUUUUAAUGAGAAGAAAUUUAAAUAAGUCUUAUGCAGCCCUCUAACGAGGAUGGUACGUAUUGUUUCCUGCUGCAGAAUAUUGUGAUCCCUUUCUCAUCCCGCACGCGGACCCUUGUUUGUGUUCUUUACAUAUCCAUCAUACCUUUUCAUCUCAUUAUCAUCCCUUGUUCGCUCACCGGCCCCGUCACGCGUUCAGUCGUCCAUUUCUCCUAUUUCUUCACACACACACAAACACACACGGUAAUAUAAUAAUUAUCUAUUGAUUAAAGAAUAACUUUGUAAAUAAUAUUGCACCAAAAAUAUCUUGUUGUAAAUAUAUUAUAUAAAACAUCAAGGUUUUCACCCCCGUUUGAAAAAAUCUGAAAUAAAUUAAAUAUUUGAAAUGGAA
Molecule: messenger RNA, 5061 nt
Organism: Cryptotermes secundus
Lineage: Eukaryota; Metazoa; Arthropoda; Insecta; Blattodea; Kalotermitidae
Product: transcription factor Sox-2
Exons: 1
Coding region: 381-1772 (463 amino acids)
Biological process (GO): anatomical structure morphogenesis; regulation of DNA-templated transcription; cell differentiation
Molecular function (GO): RNA polymerase II cis-regulatory region sequence-specific DNA binding; DNA-binding transcription factor activity, RNA polymerase II-specific
Source: RefSeq, a predicted model, not a curated record